Molecule: messenger RNA, 1311 nt
Organism: Closterium sp. NIES-67
Lineage: Eukaryota; Viridiplantae; Streptophyta; Zygnematophyceae; Desmidiales; Closteriaceae
Source: the annotation of a GenBank genome assembly
AGAGACAGUCAAGGCGAAGGAGGAGGAGGGAGAGGCAUAUAUAACAGAGAUUGAGACCAUAGGAGCGGCGUACGAGGAGAUGCAGUCGCAGAACCGGCGGCUGCUGCAGCAGAUAUCGGAGCGCGACGAGUACAACACGCAGCUCAUAGCAGAGGGGGUCAAGGCCAGGCAGCUGCAGGCGUCGCUGCAGGCGGACAAGCUCAGCAUGGAGACGCGCAUGCAGCACGCCACGGCUGCUGCCGACGUGCACAAGCAGAGGGUUGCGAGGCUAGAGGAACAGGUGAAAUCGGCGUGGGAACAGAUGGGCAAGGCGAUGGAGGACGCGAGGGGCAUGGCGGGGAGUGUGGAGGCGGGGAAGAGGAAGCAGGCGGAGAUGGAGAGGGAGACGGCCGCCGCCAGGGAGGCCAUGGAGGGGCUGCAGAAGGACCUGGCUGCACGGAACACUCAGAUGGUGGAGGUGGAGGAGAAGCUCGAGGGGGAAAGGAACAAGCGCAGGAGAGUGGAGGAGGAGCGGGACGCCCUGUCUGCGCGGCUGGCAAGGCUGGGGCCGGAGAGGGGAGGGGGGUCAGGGGGGGCUACGGUGGAGCAGCUGCAGGAGGAGCUGCGGCAAUACAAGUCCAUCAUGAAGUGCUCCGUGUGCCACGACCGACAGAAGGAGGUGGUGAUCACCAAGUGCUUCCACCUCUUCUGCUCGCCCUGCAUUCAGAAGAACCUCGAGCUCCGCCAUCGCAAGUGCCCCGGCUGCGGCGUGCCCUUCGGCCAAAACGACGUCAGAAACGUGUACAUCUAGCCGCCAAGCCGCUCAUGUAGCCGUCUAGAUGCGCAUCUAGAUCCUCACCUCUCCGGAUACAUCCAGCUACACGCCUGGCCAUGCAUGUAGCCUCAACCCUCUCCAGAUCUAGCCACGACUCCAGAUUGCACGGGCUAUCAUAACCAAUGCACAGCUGUUCCGAUACGGUAGUUCUCUUGGUUUGGGAAUGUCCGACUGUACACUCUUCCAACACCUACCACCAGUAGUGUCCGCCAUUCUGCAUGCGCUAACACGGGAUGUGGGAUGGCAGCAGUGCAGCAUAUUGUUUUGUGUGGACUGUACUCCUUCGAUUCAGCUUCUGAGCGGCCUGAUCUGGCAUGUCAGCUUCGUGUGACUGUAACAGGUGGUGUGACUCAGGUUUUUAUGGGCAUCAGAUAGUGUGGCUGGAGCUACAAGUGUUCCUCAGGGAUCUUCCCGAGAUGAUUCUUCAGUGGCUUGUACUGCUGCAACAUACACCCAUCCACCCCUUCACCCGGACAGUCUCCUCUGAAGUUUGCAGG